Molecule: messenger RNA, 867 nt
Organism: Synchytrium microbalum
Lineage: Eukaryota; Fungi; Chytridiomycota; Chytridiomycetes; Synchytriales; Synchytriaceae
Exons: 8
Coding region: 1-867 (288 amino acids)
Source: RefSeq, a predicted model, not a curated record
AUGCAGACUGAAACGCUUCAAACUGGACUGGCUUUUGGUGAAGGACCACGCUGGCACAAUGGAAAGCUGUUUUUUAGUGACUUCUACUUCAACGCAGUCAAGACUUACGAUCCCGUUACGAAAUCAGUGGAAACUGUCUUGACUUUGGCUAGUGACAAGGCACCUUCUGGUCUAGGAUGGUUGCCAGACGGUAGAAUGCUCGUCGUUGUUAUGGAAGACCGCAAAUUGAUCGUUGUAGACCACAAUGGCAAAACGUCAGAUUACGCAGACCUGUCCAACAUAGCAACAUUCCAUACAAACGACAUGGUAGUCUCUGCAAACGGCACAGCCUAUGUAGGAAACUUUGGAUUUGAUCUCGUAGCGGCUGAGCAUAAUAUCGCAGCACAUUACAGAACUGCUACCCUAGCUAUCGUACAUCCAGACAGACGUGUCGAAGCUGGACCUAGUGGUCUAGGAUUCCCAAACGGUACCGUCAUUACCCCCGAUGGCAAGACACUCAUCAUAGCUGAGAGCUUUGCUAAAAAAUUGAGUGCCUUCGAUAUUGAUCCAACUACAAACCGUUUGAGCAACCACCGAGUAUAUGCUGAGACUCCUGAUUGUACUCCUGAUGGUAUUUGUCUUGAUGCUGAAGGUUGCGUCUGGGUCGCAAACGCAACGGGACUAGACUUGUUCAGAUACGGUCCUGGUGGAAAAAUUUUGGGAUCUGUACGAACAACUCAACCGUCUUUUGCAUGCAUGCUCGGAGGUGCUGACCGCAAGACCCUCUUUAUUCUCACCGCUCCUUCCUCAGGUCCAGCCCAAGGUAGAAUCAAAGGCGGCAAGAUUGAAGCUGUCAAAGUCACUGUUCCUGGAGCUGGACUACCUUGA